Molecule: messenger RNA, 933 nt
Organism: Fusarium keratoplasticum
Lineage: Eukaryota; Fungi; Ascomycota; Sordariomycetes; Hypocreales; Nectriaceae
Exons: 2
Coding region: 76-933 (285 amino acids)
Source: RefSeq, a predicted model, not a curated record
UUCAUCAUCAAACAACUCUACACAAACACAAACAACCUUCUUGUUCAAUCAUCCCCUUCAUCACUCUACCAAGCUAUGGGUAACCGUAUCCGUCCCGCAACCGAAGCCGAUCUUCCAGCCCUGAAGGACAUCGUCCUCAGCGGUCUUGUCAACGACUCCAUCUGGCACUACUGCUUCCCCGACCCUACAUCAUCAGUGGCCGGAGACUACGUUGAGAGCAUCCUCAAGAAGUGCCUCGAUCCCCAAAACUCCAACUGGCUCAUCUCUGUUGUCGAUGCCCCCAAGACGCACAAGCCUGUGGCUGUAGCCGUCUGGCAGGAGCUCCACGAGAAUGACAGCGAGGAAAACAACGUCCACAAUCAGAUCCACCGAGUCCUCGAUGCUCCCAGCACCGCGAGUGACAAGGUGGCGAAGCGCAUUGCGGCGCUACAGGCGGUCGUGACACAGACUCAGCAGACGUACCUUGCCCGGUACGGUCAGCUAAUGUUUGUGCAUGCCGUCAUCACGCAUCCCCACUACAAGCUCCGGGGCUUCGCCAAGCUCCUGUGCAAGCAGAGCCUGCAGGUGGCGCGUCAAAAGGGCCUCGUCGCGACGGCCCUGGCCAGCCCCUUCAGCGGCUACGUCUUCUACUCGGGCACCAGCUUCUCCAACUGCGGGCGCACCGUGGUCGAGCAGGCUGAGGGCGAGCUCGAAAAGAUUGAGCUCCAGAUCAUGGUGUGCGCGCCGCCCCGGAUGCCCGACUCCCGGCGCAGCUCGUUUAUGGGGUUCCUGGGGUCUAAGGCGCCCACCCCCGACAGGAAGGAGUCACACGAUCAGGGGACCGAGCACAGGCGGAGCUCGUUCCUUGACGUGUUUAGUUUUGGUGGGAGGAGACCUAGCAGCGACAAUCACAUCGAGACUGUCGACGAGCGACGCAGCUCACACCACAUUUAG